CAUGGGCAGGGAAGGAUGGCUCGGGGCGUGUGUCGCUGCCUGACCGCGGCACGGCAGCAGCGGCAGCAGCCGGAGCAGCGCGGCCCCGCCGCCGCCCCCGCACAGAUGCUCCCGCCGGCAUCCCCCGGGGCCGGCCGCGACCUGCACAGCGCCGAGGCGAUCCCGCCGGCGACGGGCGACGGGCAGAGCCCGCGGACCGGGCGCUGAAGCCGCCUCGCCACCCGCACGAGAGGAGGAGCCGCGGGUGCCGCGCCAGCCGCCGGCCCCGCCGCCGCUCCCGCCGGCGCCCCAUGGAUAAGGCGGGCUCGCUGCACAGCUCGGUGCCCGCGCCGCCGCCCCGGCUCUACCUGCCGCGCAACUUCAGCUGCAGCGCCUGCCUCUAUGGCAGCCUGGCCGAGCAGUGCAGGGCGGGCUGCAGCCCCGACGGCGACGCCGCGCCCACGCCCGUGGUGCGGGAGGCGGCGGGCGAGAAGCCGCCGCAGACGCGGGGCCGGGAGCCCACGCUGCCCGCCGUGCCCCCCAGCCCCACGCAGCGCCGCCGCGCCAAGUCGCUGCCCACGCCCGGCGACCGCAGCCUGCGCCCCGCGCUGCAGCACAGCCCGUCGCGCCGCAAGACCGUGCGGUUCGCCGACUCCCUGGGGCUGGAGCUCACCUCCGUGCACCUCUUCUGCGAGGCCGACCUGCCGCGGGUGCCGCUGCCCGCGCCGCCCACGCCGCGCCCCGCAGACCUGCUCAAGACCAGGAAGCCGCCGGCGCUGGGCGACCUGGAGCCGGUGCUGUUCGGGCCGCCGCCGCCGCUGCUGGAGCCGCUGUUCCCGCCGCAGCCCGGAGCCAGCCCGGGCUUCGUGGAGCGGGUGCGGCAGCACAAGGUGAGGCUGGAGUGGGUGCGGGCAGAGCCCGCGGGGCUGCGCGGAGCCGUGCGCGUCCUCAACCUCGCCUACGAGAAGGUGGUGUCGGUGCGGUACACGCUCAAUGGCUGGGCCAGCUGCGCGGAGGCUCCCGCCGCGUACCAGCCGCCCGGGCCGCCCGACGGCAUCACCGACCGCUUCGCCUUCCUGCUGCCCCUGGGCGCUGCCGCCGCCGAGGCCACGCUCGAGUUCGCCGUCCGGUACCGCGUGGCCGGCGCCGAGUACUGGGACAACAACGAGGGCAAGAACUACCGGCUGCGGGCCCGGCAGCGCCUCCCGCCCGGCACCGGCCUCCCGCAGGACCCCGACAGCUCCGCCUGGAUCCACUUCAUCUGAGCCGGGGGGAUCCCCCCGCCCGGGGGCUGCCCCGCCGCCUCCCAGAGAGCCGCCGGGAGGGCUUUUCCCGAGUUCUGUUCCCAGCGGGGUGAUUUGGCUUUCCGGGGUCGCUGGCGAUGCCGGGGGACCCUCGCUCGCCUCACGGGGGUGUCGGGCGCGGGUUCCCCUCAGUCCGCCGAGCGCUGCGGCGGGCACCAAAGCAGCAUCUGCCGGGGGGGCUCGGGGGAUGGGCGGGAUUGACCGGCCGGGACCGGGAUCCAUGGAUGCACAGGCUUCCAGGUGCCGGAGGGGCUGCUGUCGCCUCAGCAGGUGACACGGAGGGCAGGGUCACAGGGCAUCCCUCCAACCGUCCCAUUUGCCUAAUCCUGCUCAAGCAAAGCCCGGCUCCGGCGAGGGGCUGGAUCUGCGCUCACCCUCUCGUGUCAGUUUGGGGUUAAGGGCCUCAUAAUGGAGGGCUGAGGGACAGGUUAGUCUGCAACCCAAAAGGACAAGAGCAGGGAUGCCCCAAGGUGUAGCUGUGUUUCAUCAUGCUGUAAAAAUGUUUGGUUUAAAGCAAAGAUUUUUUUUUCUUUUUUAAAUUUUGAACCCUAUUUCAUGUAUUUAAACAUACUUAGAAAGAAAAAAAUAGCGUCACAGCCUAAUCGAAAUGUCACUCACGGAGAGAUUUUCAAAAGAAAGUGUUUUGGUUUA
Molecule: messenger RNA, 1934 nt
Organism: Pipra filicauda (Wire-tailed manakin)
Lineage: Eukaryota; Metazoa; Chordata; Aves; Passeriformes; Pipridae
Gene: PPP1R3E
Product: protein phosphatase 1 regulatory subunit 3E
Exons: 1
Coding region: 291-1244 (317 amino acids)
Biological process (GO): regulation of glycogen biosynthetic process
Cellular component (GO): protein phosphatase type 1 complex
Molecular function (GO): protein phosphatase 1 binding; glycogen binding
Source: RefSeq, a predicted model, not a curated record